Messenger RNA from Haemonchus placei, 1191 nucleotides. NCBI's taxonomy places the organism in Eukaryota, Metazoa, Nematoda, Chromadorea, Rhabditida, Trichostrongylidae. The record is from the annotation of a GenBank genome assembly.
AUGAAGGCUUCUGUCGCGAGAAAAGCGUCGAACACUCCCUAUAAUGAAACAGUGGAUGAAAAGAGGGGCACAAAUCUUCUGAUAAGUUCUACAACUCUCGACCAAUUUGAAUUCAAAACGGUUGGCGAAGUUGUUCCUGAACGUGGAUACUCGGCUUUUUUCUUCAUUCCUGACACUAACGAUGAUCUUAUUGUCGCCUUAAAGUCGAAGGAAGUGGGCGAUUCUGAAGCCACAUAUAUCACCGUAUUCAACAUCGAGGGUCAGUCUCAACCGUACAUUCGCAAAUGCGGCGACGGAUGUACUGAAUACAAAUUACUCAUCGUCACCGACCUUGAUAGGGCUUCGAAAGCUGGUAAUUGGACAUGGAGGGCCGUUACCAGACAAGGUCUCUUGAAGUUGGAUAUUCAUCGUAACCCUCACGUGAGCAUCAAGUGGGACCCAGACAGGAACUUGACGUCGGCAAUGAACGUCAAAGGUCGUGCUAUGGAAUUAUCCGACUUAACGGUGUUCCAUCAUAGAAUUCUCACUCCUGACGAUAGGACCGGAUUGAUCAGUGAAAUAAGAGACAAUCAAAUUAUUCCUUGGGUAUUCCUCAACUCUGGCCCUGGAAACACGACUGACGCUUUCAAAUGCGAGUGGAUGACCAUCAAGGAUGGUUUGCUCUACGUUGGAAGCCAUGGCGUUGAGUACAAAACUAGACAUGGUUCUCACCGAAACAACAUGUGGGUCAAAACUGUUACCUCAAAGGGAGAGGUCACCAAUAUAAAUUGGAUUGGUAUCUACAACAAAAUGAAGGCUUCUGUCGGUAUCCCUGAAGAAGGAUACCUAACACAUGAAGCCGUUCAGUGGUCAGCAAGACGAGGACGUUGGUUCUUCUUACCCAGAAAAGCGUCGAACACUCCUUAUAAUGAAACGGUGGAUGAAAAGAGAGGUACGAAUCUUCUGAUAAGUUCCACGGAUCUCAAACAAUUCGAAUUCAAAACGGUUGGGAAAGUUAUUCCCGAACGCGGAUACUCGGCUUUCGCCUUCAUUCCUGACACGAACGAUGAUCUCAUUGUCGCCUUGAAGUCGAAGGAAGUGGGCGAUUCCACGGCCACAUAUAUCACCGUAUUCAAUAUCGAGGGUCAGGUCAUUCUUCAAGAUGAGGAACUCACUGGCGAUUACAAGUUCGAGGGACUGUACUUCAUUUAA